Wickerhamiella sorbophila is the source of this 1368-nucleotide messenger RNA. Its product is annotated as Mannan endo-1,6-alpha-mannosidase DCW1. NCBI's taxonomy places the organism in Eukaryota, Fungi, Ascomycota, Dipodascomycetes, Dipodascales, Trichomonascaceae. The record is from RefSeq and is a predicted model, not a curated record. The coding region runs from base 1 to 1368 and encodes 455 amino acids. Gene Ontology annotation, biological process: carbohydrate catabolic process; fungal-type cell wall biogenesis; budding cell bud growth. Gene Ontology annotation, molecular function: mannan endo-1,6-alpha-mannosidase activity. The transcript has a single exon.
AUGCGGGGCCUCAUCAGAUUAUUUUUGGCUCUGUUACUUCCAGUAGCUCAGGCGGUCUCCUUAGAUAUCAAAAGCAAAGAUAGCGUGAAUGCCGCCACUGCAUUAAUCGCCAAGGGCCUCAUGGACUACUACGACGGCAACAAGUAUGGAGGAACAGUCGGUAUGAUGACCGCUCCGUACUACUGGUGGGAAGCCGGCGCGGCUUGGAACAGUAUGCUAGAGUACUGGUUCAUUACAGGUGAUGAGACCUACAAUCCUACUGUCAAAGAGUCUCUGCUGUACCAGGUGGGUGCCAACAAGGACUAUUUGCCCAGCAAUCAGUCCACAACGGAAGGAAAUGAUGAUCAAGGGUUUUGGGGGAUUGCAGCCAUGGCUGCUGCAGAGCGGAACUUCAGCAAUCCCAGCGAAAACCAGCCUGGCUGGCUAUACCUUGCUCAAGCAGUGUUUAACCAGAUGGUGACUCGCUGGGAUACCGAGAACUGCAAUGGUGGAUUGCGUUGGCAGAUUUACACAUGGAACGCGGGAUGGGACUAUAAAAAUACUGUAUCAAAUGGAUGCAUGUUCAACCUGGCUGCACGCCUGGCUCGUUAUACCGGCAACCAGAGCUAUGCUGAUUGGGCAGACAAGAUCUGGGACUGGUUACAGGAAGUAGAGUUCCUGAACUAUGAUAGUGGUCUGUUCAAACUAUACGACGGUGCACAUCUUGAAAAUGAAUGCAAAAACCACACCAACAUCGAGUGGACAUACAACUAUGGCCUGCUACUGUCCGGGUCCGCUUUUCUCUACGAUUUCACAAACCAGUCCUCCGUUUGGGAAGAACGCGCUACCGAGCUUUGGAACCGUGCCAAGGUUUUCUUCGACAAUGGCGUCAUGUACGAAGCGGCUUGCAAUCCUAUUGGUGGCACUAUGCGCUGUAACAAUGACCAGCGCUGCUUCAAAGCAAUCUUUUCCAGAUUCUUGGGGCACACCGCCACUUUCAUCCCUUCUUUGCAAGACGACAUUAUGUCGUCCCUCGAUUCCUCCGCUGCUGGAGCUGCUCAGUCCUGUAGUGGUGGUACUGAUGGACAUACCUGCGGAUUAAGCUGGACGUAUAGCGGAUGGGACAACUAUUAUGGCCUAGGUGAACAGAUGUCUGCUCUUGAGUGUAUACUCAACACCCAAAUUCUAACGGUUGCCAAACCAUUGUCUAAGAGAACAGGUGCAACAUCCAAUGGGUCAGAAACUGCCGGCUCCACGCAAAAGACCCUCAAUAACCCGCUCAGUGAUCAAACAGUGAUCACGGGGACAGACCGUGCAGGUGCCGGUGUGCUCACGGCGGUUAUUCUUGUUGCGCUUUUGUCAAUUGGGUUCUGGAUGAUCUGGAAAUAA